AUGGAGCCUGCACUUGGAUGUGUUCCCGCACUGCCCGGCUACCUUACGGCGAUGAAGCAAGUAUGCGAGAAAUACGGCGUACUUUUGAUUCUGGAUGAGGUCAUGUGUGGCAUGGGCCGCACUGGCUACAUGCAUGCCUGGCAGGAAGAGGACGUCGUUCCAGACAUCCAAUUGGUAGGCAAGGGCAUUGCGGGCGGCUAUGCAGCCCUCUCCGCAAUGCUGGUCGGGCCAACCAUCGUGGAUGCCAUGGGAGACAACGCGUUUGCACAUGGACAUACUUUCCAGAAUUUUCCAACUGCGUGCGCUGCUGGUCUGGCGGUCCAAGAGAUUGUCCGAGAUGACAAUCUUCUGGAGAAUGUUCGCGACAAGGGGGAGAAGCUCAUGCAGAAGCUGAAAGCUCGUUUGGGCGACCACCCCAACGUUUUCGAUAUCCGAGGAAAGGGUCUUUUCAUAGGGGUAAGUUUGAACACCACAUGGCAUUCGCUGUGCGACUACUAA
Messenger RNA from Alternaria incomplexa, 498 nucleotides. RefSeq lists its product as uncharacterized. Lineage: Eukaryota; Fungi; Ascomycota; Dothideomycetes; Pleosporales; Pleosporaceae. Gene Ontology annotation, molecular function: transaminase activity; pyridoxal phosphate binding. Gene Ontology annotation, cellular component: cytosol. The record is from RefSeq and is a predicted model, not a curated record. The transcript is spliced from 2 exons. Bases 1 to 498 code for a protein of 165 amino acids.